Messenger RNA from Hipposideros armiger (great roundleaf bat), 1177 nucleotides. RefSeq names its product nudix hydrolase 14 (gene NUDT14). NCBI's taxonomy places the organism in Eukaryota, Metazoa, Chordata, Mammalia, Chiroptera, Hipposideridae. The record is from RefSeq and is a predicted model, not a curated record. Gene Ontology annotation, biological process: ribose phosphate metabolic process; nucleoside phosphate metabolic process. The coding region runs from base 78 to 605 and encodes 175 amino acids. The transcript has 5 exons. Gene Ontology annotation, molecular function: metal ion binding; UDP-sugar diphosphatase activity.
GGCCACCUGCACGGGCGGCCCGCCCCGUCCCGGCUGGGGAGCCCGCCCCGUGCCGCCCCACCCCGCGCGCACUGGGCAUGCCCAGAGCCGCGUCACGCGCCCGCCAGCUCGAGUCCGCCGCGGACCCUGCUGCGUCCGCCCCGGCCCGGGCUGCCCCGCGCGCGGCCAUGGAGCGCAUCGAAGGGGCAGCUGUGGGCCGCUGCGCAGCCUCCCCCUACCUGCGGCCGCUCACGCUGCACUACCGCCAGAAUGGCACUCAGAAGUCGUGGGACUUCAUGAAGACACAUGACAGUGUGACCAUUCUCCUGUUCAACUCUUCGCAGAGGAGCCUGGUGUUGGUGAAGCAGUUCCGGCCUGCUGUGUAUGCCAACGAGGUGGAGCGCCACUUCCCAGGGUCCCUGGCAGCCGUGGACCAGGACAGGCCACAGGUGCUGCCAGGGGCACUGCCUGGCUCGGCGGGGGUGACGUAUGAGCUGUGUGCCGGCCUUGUGGACCAGCCCGGGCUCUCGCUGGAGGAAGUGGCCUGCAGGGAGGCUUGGGAGGAGUGCGGCUACCACCUGGCCCCAUCCGACUUGCGCCGGGUGGCCACCUACAAUCACAGGUGACAAGGCCCAGGCUAAGGACGCGAUUGAGUGAGGCGGGAGUGGCAGUGCCCAGCCUGGCCCGGCACAGCCUUCUUGGGCUGGGCCAAAGGUCAUGCCGUCGCCUUCACAAGCCUGCGGAAACUGGGACUGGAAACCCCACAGACGGCGCUUCCAUCAAAGGUGCAGGCCUUGACCGCAGCGGAAACGGGCCAUCAGGAAGGGUCUGAGGGAGAUAAGGGGCUGGAGGGGGAGGAAGCAGCUGGGCGAGGUCAGUCUGAGUGGGGGGCCCCCUACUGGGGGUGGGGAGUGGAAGCCCCUCAUUCUGCUCCCUGCCCUGCGUGCUGGGCACAUGUCCAAGGGCAGCCUCCGCUGUGCAGGCCUCCGGCCGGCCUCAGCUAACAUGGGCUGACCAAGGACUCCCGUAUUCCCUGGUCAUCUCCUCGGAUGCCCCCCGAUUCCCUCCUACCCUGCACACCUUGCCUGCCCCUUCCUCCCCUGUGUGGGAUCCACCACCCCGUCCUCUUAACUACCGUAUUUGCCGGCGUAUAAGACGACUGGGCGUAUAAGACGACCCCCUAACAUUUCCACUCAAA